Molecule: messenger RNA, 1669 nt
Organism: Amaranthus tricolor (Joseph's coat)
Lineage: Eukaryota; Viridiplantae; Streptophyta; Magnoliopsida; Caryophyllales; Amaranthaceae
Product: isocitrate dehydrogenase [NAD] regulatory subunit 1, mitochondrial-like
Exons: 4
Coding region: 115-1239 (374 amino acids)
Biological process (GO): tricarboxylic acid cycle; isocitrate metabolic process
Cellular component (GO): mitochondrion
Molecular function (GO): isocitrate dehydrogenase (NAD+) activity
Source: RefSeq, a predicted model, not a curated record
ACUUACAAAGAAAGGACCUCGUCUAGAGUUAAUAGUCUAAUUCUAUUACAGUCAAACUUUUCGCCAUCCGAAAAACUGCUACUUUCUCUUCUUUUCUGUCUUCUUCCUCCUUCCAUGGCUCGGAGAUCCACUCCAUCCCUUAUAAAGCACCUCAUUAAAACCUCUCCAGGCCAAAACCCCACUAAUCCAUGGCUUCUAUGUUCAAGAUCCGUCACCUACAUGCCCCGACCCGGAGAUGGAGCCCCCCGAAAAGUCACCUUAAUUCCGGGUGACGGUAUCGGACCUUUGGUAACAGGCGCAGUUGAACAAAUCAUGGAAGCUAUGCACGCCCCAGUUUAUUUUGAGAAGCAUGAAGUACAUGGAAACAUGAAGAAGAUUCCAGAAGAAGUUUUGGACUCAAUUAAGAGGAAUAAGAUUUGUUUGAAAGGUGGUUUAGCUACUCCCGUGGGUGGUGGUGUCAGUUCUUUGAAUGUACAAUUGAGAAAAGAGCUUGAUUUGUAUGCUUCUUUGGUCGAUUGUUUUAAUCUUAAAGGGUUACCAACCAGACAUCAGAAUGUUGAUAUUGUUGUAAUUAGAGAGAAUACUGAAGGGGAGUAUUCUGGACUUGAACAUGAGGUUGUUCCUGGCGUCGUUGAGAGUCUUAAGGUGAUAACAAAGUUUUGCUCAGAGCGUAUUGCAAAAUAUGCAUUUGAAUAUGCUUACCUCAAUAACAGAAAGACAGUGACUGCUGUACACAAAGCCAACAUCAUGAAGCUUGCAGAUGGUCUUUUCUUGGAGUCUUGUAGAGAAGUUGCUAAGAAAUAUCCUGGCAUCAAGUAUAAUGAGAUCAUUGUGGACAAUUGUUGCAUGCAGCUUGUAUCUAAGCCUGAACAGUUUGAUGUCAUGGUGACACCAAAUCUAUAUGGAAAUCUCGUGGCAAAUACUGCUGCUGGUAUAGCUGGUGGUACAGGAGUAAUGCCUGGAGGCAAUGUGGGAGCAGAAAACGCUGUAUUCGAGCAAGGUGCUUCAGCAGGAAACGUUGGGAGCUAUGAAAUCGUGAAAGAAAAGAAAGCAAACCCAGUUGCUCUUUUACUCUCUUCUGCAAUGAUGUUAAGACAUGUCCAGUUUCCAUCAUUUGCUGACCGAUUGGAGACUGCCGUAAAAAGAGUGAUAGCCGAGGGCAAGUAUCGAACACCAGAUCUCGGAGGUAACAGCACUACGCAAGAGGUAGUUGAUGCCAUUAUAGCAUCUCUAGACUAAUAUUCUCCCUGGUUCCCAACUCCAAAGCCUAAUUUUUAUGGUCCGAACAAUCAAGAUCUUCUCAAGAUUUGGCAAAUACUUCGAUUUUUGAAUAAUAAUUUAUUUAAAUUUUGAUAUAAUAGGAUAUUUAUUACUUUAUAUGGAAGCUAUUUCCGUAUUUUCUGUUUCCGUUUCUUCAUUCUGCACUAUCCAAGAUGUCAUUCGAUUAUACGAUACCGGAAGUUGAUAUGCAUUAUAGCCAAGUGCUUGAAGCUGUUGAGUUUAUUCCCAGUAUGUUUACUGCCAAUUUGUGCUUAAAUGAGCUACCUGAGUGCUCUUGUAUAACAUUUAAUGAAACACAAGAGGACCUUCAUGAAGUAUGAAGGGCUUAUACCAACUUAUCAAGUCUACUUUUAUGGUGUUCUAAAUGAUAUCCUUAAAAGUUUGGAUC